GUCAGCCUAUCUGGACAAAAAUGGCGUCCUUGCUGAAAGUGUCCCAGUCAGUAGCAAAAUUAUCCAAAAAUAAUAAUAUAUUUCAAACCUAUAACAUCUUCAGACACGCAUCGACAGCUCAGGCUGAGGCAAAAUCUCUUCUUCUGAACGUUCCACCUACAAAAGUGACAACUUUGAGCAAUGGAAUCAGAGUAGCUACAGAAGACUGGGGCUCCCAAACUGCAACUGUUGGUAUAUGGAUAGAUGCUGGUAGCAGAUAUGAAAAUGCCAAAAAUAAUGGUGUUGCCCAUUUCAUGGAACACAUGGCUUUCAAGGGUACAGGAAAAAGAACCCAGAGUCAGCUAGAAAUUGAAGUUGAAAACUUGGGUGCUCAACUGAAUGCUUAUACUAGCAGAGAACAGACAGUUUUCUACUCAAAAUGCCUAGCCAAAGAUGUUCCUAAUGCCAUUGAGAUUCUAUCAGAUAUCAUUCAGAAUGCCAAGUUGGGUGAAGCUGAAAUUGAAAGAGAACGUGGGGUUAUCUUGAGAGAAAUGCAGGAAGUAGAAUCAAAUCUACAGGAAGUUGUGUUUGAUCAUCUGCAUGCCAUUGCAUAUCAAGGGACACCACUGGCAAAUACCAUAUUAGGUCCAACUGAAAAUAUCAAAUCAAUAAAUGCCUCUGAUUUGAGAAGCUACUUGGACAAUCAUUACAAAGCAAGCAGGAUUGUUGUUGCUGGUGCAGGAGGAGUGAACCAUGAAGAAUUGGUCAAACUUGCUGAAGGAAAUCUAAGUAAAUUGAACAACACCUACCCCGGUGAAAUUCCUUCUGUCACCCCGUGCCGCUUCACCGGCUCGGAGAUACGCGUGCGCGACGACUCGCUACCAUUGGCGCACGUCGCCAUAGCCGUCGAGUCGGCGGGGUGGACCGACCCCGACACGCUCACCCUGAUGGUGGCGUCGACGCUGAUGGGGGCGUGGGACAGGUCGCAGGCCUCCGCCAAACAGAACGCCACCAAUUUGGCGAGGGCCAGCGGCGAAGGGAACUUCUGCCAUUCGUAUCAGAGUUUCAACACUUGCUACAAGGACACCGGCCUGUGGGGCGUGUACUUCGUCUCCGAUCCGCUCACCAUCGACGACAUGAUGUUCCAGAUCCAGCAGGAGUUCAUGCGGCUGUGCAACAGCGUGACCGAGGGCGAGGUGGAGCGCGCCAAAGCCCUCCUCAUACCCAACACGUUCCUCCAAUUGGACACCACCACCGCCGUGUGCGAGGAUAUCGGUCGCCAGUUAUUGUGCUACGGCAGACGGUUGCCCCCUCAUGAGCUGACGCACCGCAUCAGCAGCAUCACCGCCAAGAACGUCAAAGACGUCUGCUACAAAUAUCUGUAUGACAGGUGUCCGGCAGUGGCGGCGGUAGGGCCGGUGGAGAACCUUCCAGAUUACAACGUCAUCAGGUCGCAAAUGUACUGGCUGCGCGUGUAAAGAAUUAAAUUUGUGUUUCCAUAGUACAACUAAAUUAUUUCCGGUUCCGAUUUUUUGUUUUGUUUUUCACUUUGACACACGAUUCUAUAUAUUUAUCUAUCUAUUUCAUUUAAGAAUAUGUAAAUAAAGCGAUUAUGUUGAAAUAAUUUUUAUU
Molecule: messenger RNA, 1611 nt
Organism: Phaedon cochleariae (mustard beetle)
Lineage: Eukaryota; Metazoa; Arthropoda; Insecta; Coleoptera; Chrysomelidae
Source: the annotation of a GenBank genome assembly